Molecule: messenger RNA, 985 nt
Organism: Prorocentrum cordatum
Lineage: Eukaryota; Dinophyceae; Prorocentrales; Prorocentraceae
Source: the annotation of a GenBank genome assembly
UCAUCGGGUCCCUGGUGCAGCGACGGCGGGUCCUGUGGUGCCUCAAGGGCUUCGCCUGCCUCUGCCCGCGCUGCAGCGAGGAGGCCGCUGCGGGGGACCCGGCCCGCGCGCUGCGCUGCGUUUCCUGCCAGGCCGGUUGUUUGCUGCGCUGGUGUUUCCGCCCCGGCAGCGGCGCUUUCGGCUUCCGCGGCGACCGAUGCGGCGGCGCGCCAGGGCGCGAGGAGGAGAGCUGCGGGAGCUGCAGGCCUCGGCGGAGAUGAUGUUCUUGCUGCUGAACGAGCGGCAGCGGGAGAGCGCGGCGCUGCUCGAGCCCCUGCGGCAGCGGCUGGCCGAGCUGCCCGAGUGCCACUGGGCGUGCCAGGGGCUCCGCCUCCUCGACCUCUCGACGGAGGGCCGGCAGCUCGCUGGAGGCGGCGGCGCGGCGCCGCAGGCCGCGCAGCAAGAGCGGGCGGCGCCGUGGGCGCAGGGGGCCCUCCGCGCCGACGACUGGCUCCGCGAGGCGCGCGGCGACGGGCACGGGCUGAUGUCCUUCCGCCUCGCGCCGCUGGUGCUGGAGCUCGCCGCGGCCGGGUUCGCGGACUUGCUGGGCGGCGAGCUGCUCGGCAGGGCGCGCGCCGCGGCCGCGCUGGAGAGGGUGAUCUACGGGGACGACGACGGCGACAACGGCGGGCGGGGCGCGGGCUGAGAGCAGCGCGGGCGGGCGGUGGCGCCUCGACGAUGCCCGGCCGCCGCCCAUGGAGGCGGACGCGCGCGCACUUUCCUUCCGACGCCGGCCUCGAGGAGCAGCACACCAGCGGACCAGCGGGCCCGACGGUAGCCACCGUCGACGUCCUUUAUCAGAGGAGGCUCCUCGAUGGCGGGCGUCGGCGCGCGCCGAGGAGGGUGUCCCGCCACUCGAGCAGAGCGGGACGCCCUGCCCGCGCGCACGAGAAGAAAGGUCAACGACAGGGGUUUGGAGGUAGGAAAGGGGUGUGGUGUAAAGGCG